Molecule: messenger RNA, 3459 nt
Organism: Alternaria arborescens
Lineage: Eukaryota; Fungi; Ascomycota; Dothideomycetes; Pleosporales; Pleosporaceae
Exons: 2
Coding region: 1-3459 (1152 amino acids)
Biological process (GO): protein phosphorylation
Molecular function (GO): ATP binding; protein kinase activity
Source: RefSeq, a predicted model, not a curated record
AUGCACUUUCCCUCACCAACCGGACCCCACAGCUAUCGCCUCGACAGCACCCACUUCUCCCAUCUCCAGGAGCUCCGACGCUCUCUCUCGCGCUCACCAUCAAAACAGUCGCGUUUCCAACUCCGCAACUCCGACACGCCCCGCUCCCCCAUCUCUCCCCUCGCCAUUGCGCGCGCAUUCUCUCCCAAGGCGCUCAAGGUCACAAGCCCUCUCGCGGAUUUCCCUGAGUCACCACUGGCGCAAGCCGCCCCAGCCAACAAGAAGAAGUUCUCCUUGCGACGCUCAGGCCCCUUCCGGUCAUCACCGCGCACGCGCAACAGCAACUCCAAGAGCCCGCGUCGACGCGCCUUAGCCGAGUCUACCGACGUUGGCAACGCGACGCCCUUCAUUACGCGACAUUCACCCGGCCAAGAAAACACCCCCGCGCGACGACCGAGCGCAGAGUCCCCGGACACCAUGGACAUGGACAAGCGUCUUGAAGUAGACGACAAACCCAUCAAGUUCGAGUUUGCGCGUCGCCCCGAAUUGUCGCCCGCGCCUCCCGCAAAGUCAAGCCCACUCAAGCGCAACGACGGACUUAUGAAUCUCAGCGGAUCUCCCGGCAGCAGCCCUAUGGCGAAGCGCCGGAGUCUGCAUGGCGUCUCGAGCCUCGGAAACGACUUCGAGAGCAUAUUCGACCCAACCCCCGCACCGCGCAUCUCUGCUGAUGAGAGCUCGCGCCCGUUCAACGACAUGACCAACGGCUUUUGUUUCAACAGCUCACCUAUCUCUGGCGCGACAUCGCCCGUCCGUCGGACAACCUCAUUGCGGAGGUCGACACUGUCGCAGCGCUCCAACACUCCGCGCAAGCCAAGCCACGACGGUGAGUUCGCUAUGCCUGGACCGGCUGCCUCCAAGACUCGCAACCGCAUGUCGCUGGAUAGCACCGUGAACCAAUCGAUACAAACCCCACCCAUGCAGACGCCUUUCCGCAAAUCCACAUUCGACGCCGGGCGCAUGGGUCUGCCAACACCAUUCCCUCGUGGUGGAGCACAACCUCACCCACUAUCACAUGCGCAUACACCAGCAUCUGCUUCCUCAAGCGUACACGGCACACCAAUGGCCCCUCCCCGAGCUCCAGCCGUUCAAUGGGGUGGCCCUGCAUUCCCCCCGCCUCCGAUGUCCUCUAACCCACAUUUCUCUCGCUCACUACCGAUCGGUAUCGGACGCCCGUUUGCACCAGACGGUGAGCAAUCGUCGCAGGACUCAUUCGACACACCUUUUAAGAUUGCGCCGGCGGCACCUGUCGCCUUCUCUACUGGCCUCUUGUCCAAGAAGAACCGUAAUGCCGACGAGCCAGCAGCAGGUGGCGUCUAUGUCAUGCCCGACACGCCAUCGAAGCGCCAGUCGUUCCCUCCAGCUUCAGGAGACCGCACAGUCAACAUUGACACACCCUUGGUCAAGAGGAGUGGCAGUCUCUUCGGCAAUGAAUCUCGACCACAGCAUCAGUUUGGUACGCCUAGCACGCCAUUCAGUGCGAGUGUAUCAAAUGUGUCAAAGUUCACAACAGACUCAUUCGGUAAGCGACCAAGCAUCUUCGGUGGCAUGGGCAGUACCAUGCAACGCCGAGGCAGCUUUGUAAGUAUCGACGGAGACAAUGACGAAGAUGCCCAGCCGGACACACAAUCACCGACGGCGAACCGGAUGGGUGACAGUCAAUUGAGUGCGGAUGACACACCACCUACCCCAACCAAACCUAGUAAUGGAUCUAGUCGUCGUUCCAAGGAGAGCAGCCUGCGCCGUAAGACGUUCCGCUCGCGCCCUUCUAUUGGCCAAGAUACAUUUGCAGUACCCGACAAUGACGGUCGGCCGACGAGUAAGUACAUAUCUCAUACAGAUCUAGUUGAUUUUCCGGAUGAAGACAGCUCGUCAGAAGACGAGGAGUCCAAGUCAACGGUUAACAAGUCCCCUUCUGCACAUGCUCUCAGCGCGAAUCAAAGUCGGCUGUUGCGGCAAACCAAUGCUGUGGCUCACCCUCUGUCAUUUUCGCGGCGGGUUGCCCGUACACCUCUUCAGUCACUGAAUAGCGAGAGCAACACUAAACAUUCUACAGCAGCUGGAAGUCUCUUUGGCGCGCCAUCACCACAUACCCCCGCGCACGAAUCUUCCGCUCCCCCCGACGCGAGCAAGCUAUCAAUCUCCGGCAACAGACGGGGAUCUUUCCCUUUCAACAGCAGCUUUGGCUCUUUCGCGCCUGCCACACCGACAACACCACGUGACUCCGGCUUCUUCGGUAGUGUCCAGGGCGCAAUUCCCAUCGGCCUAACAAAGAACGACGUGGAUGAAUCCUUGAGUGAAAGGUUCCACGAGAUCAAGCCUCUUGAUGGCGGAGAGGGCGAGUUUUCUACAGUCUACCGUGUGAGCCAGCCGGUCAAGAUCUCGCCGCUAAGGUCACCCGCUGGCAACCAGGUAUGGGUUGUAAAGAAGUCGAAGAAGCCGUACAUUGGUGCAGGCGACCGCCAGAAGAAGAUGCGUGAGGUCGAUAUCCUCUACGCUCUUCAAGGCCACGAGCAUGUGUUGGACAUCAAAACCCACUGGGAGUUUGACCAGCACCUAUACAUCCAGACUGAGUAUUGUGAGGGCGGUAACUUGAGGAAAUACCUCGACACCGUUGGCUUUAAUAGCCGUCUCGAUGACUUCCGCAUCUGGAAGAUCCUGCUCGAGCUUUCCAUGGGUCUCAAGGCCAUUCACGACGCUGGCUAUAUUCAUCUUGACCUUAAGCCCGCCAACAUCCUCAUCGACUUUGAGGGUGGACUCAAGAUCGCAGACUUUGGUCUAGCGAGUCAGUGGCCAGCUCCAGCUGGUAUCGAUGGCGAAGGCGACCGUCAUUAUCUCGCACCCGAGCAACUCUCCGGCCGAUUCGACAAGCCUGCCGAUGUCUUUGCACUUGGCAUGAUGCUCGCUGAAAUUGCUGGCAAUUGCGUUAUCCCCGAGAAUGGCGACUACUGGCAAAAGCUACGAUCUGGCGAGUUUGAGAGCGUACUCCCCAGCCUUACUUGGAGCGCCGACAGCAGCACCCUCAGUCGCGACGUCCAUGGCGACCCUGUCUCUGAACAGGCAAGGCCUUCCAUGGACGGCUUCCUCAUGUCGGAUGCUGCUGAAGACUCGAUGGCCUCCAUUAUGGUCAAGCCGGCCUCUAACCCCGAAGAGGAGCUGGCUCGCGCGCCUUCAUUCAUGGUGCAGCGCAACGACCCCAACUCUAUGGACCACGUCGUCUACGCCAUGCUGAACCGAGACCCCGAAAUGCGACCAACUGCGGAGCAAGUGCUCCAAUGUUACGGUUGCCGAUGGGUCGAGUCAAGACGCCGAGCUGGUGCCACCAUCUAUGAGGGCAACUUCGGGCCCAGCGACGAAGUUCUUGCCACUUACACUGGUGAUCACCAGGACAGUGUCUUCGAAGACAUGAUGGACAUGAGCUAA